Neocloeon triangulifer is the source of this 4225-nucleotide messenger RNA. RefSeq names its product copper-transporting ATPase 1 (gene ATP7). Gene Ontology annotation, biological process: copper ion homeostasis; monoatomic cation transport. The record is from RefSeq and is a predicted model, not a curated record. Bases 157 to 4149 code for a protein of 1330 amino acids. Gene Ontology annotation, cellular component: perinuclear region of cytoplasm; membrane; trans-Golgi network. Lineage: Eukaryota; Metazoa; Arthropoda; Insecta; Ephemeroptera; Baetidae. The transcript is spliced from 18 exons. Gene Ontology annotation, molecular function: copper ion binding; ATP binding; P-type divalent copper transporter activity.
AUUUUGUCAGGUUUGUAGCACAACCUCAGCUGCGAAAGGGCGAAAAUGUUUACAAGUUCAAUGCGGAUGACUUGCUACGAAAAAGCGAAUUAAUUUCAUUCGCACAAGAUGUAAAUCAGUAUCAACGGUGCCACAGCAAUCAACGCAACACUUAAAAUGGCGGCAAUCGAGUUGCAAAGCAGAGGCGAGGAGCGCACCAUGCGAUUCCCUUUUGACGAGUCAAGGAGCAAAGAAUUAAGUGACGAGGCUGUUUUGAGUUGUCUUCGUGAGCAGGUCACCCCAGAUAUCACCGGGGUCAACCGCUUUGUCACCGAGGGGCAAUCAGAGUUGCAUGUCCGCCUCAGAGGGACCAGUCAAGACUACGACGCACAAAUAAAAUCCACCCUGGAUAACCUGGGCUUUUUGCUAGACCUUGAGGGGGAUGCGUCCUCCUCAGGGUCGGUCACCACCUUGGUGGGCAUAGACGGAAUGACCUGCAUGUCCUGCGUUCGAAACAUCGAAGGGACCGUCGGUGCCAAAAAUGGAAUCAAUUCCAUCAAAGUGGAUUUGGCUCGAAAAUCAGCAACGAUCAAUUACAACUUGUCGCUGCUCACCCUGGACCAAGUUUUAGAAAUGAUCGACGACAUGGGAUUUGAUCCCUCGGAACCAGAGGUUUGCCUUUACUUUUGUAAAGACGAAGCAUCCAAAAAGUCACAAAUUGAAAACUACCUCAAAGAAAAAUUAUGGAUUGCCAGUUUCGACGUCAUCGUAGAAAGAAAUCUCCUUUUUUUGAAAAUCAACAAAGCCUUUUCUGUAAACUCAGCACAAGUAUCUGCGGAUUUGAAGGAAAUUGGUUAUGAAGUGGUGGAGCAGCAGCGAAUAGCAGUUACGUGUUCGGAACCUGUGGAGGAGUACUUGUCUCGAACUCAUGGUGUUGUUGAAGUUCGGCAGAACGGAAACCAAGUCCUUGUGUUUGCAGAACCUGGCGCCGUCUCCUCUGAGCAGAUUGUUGCUCUUUUGAAUGCAGGAGGCUACCUUGGAUCUGCCUCAAAUAAUCAAACUCCAAUUUCGUCAAAAUCAGCAAGUCCGGCAAAAGAAAUUGCAGCUCAAAAAGAAGACGCAGUUGUUUUGGAGCGCAAAGAACUCGCCAAGUGUCACCUUCAUGUGCAGGGCAUGACUUGCGCCUCUUGUGUUGCUGCAAUUGAAAAGCACUGCAUGAAGAUCUACGGCGUGCACGGUGUCUUGGUAGCAUUGUUGGCUGCCAAGGUGGAGAUAAAGUAUGACCCUAUGGUUGUGACACCUGCAAAUCUUGCUGCCUCCAUAACAGACUUGGGAUUUACUUCAAGUGUGAUAGACGAGGCAGGGAGCGGAGACGGAGAAGUUGAACUGAGGAUCUCUGGAAUGAGCUGUGCUUCUUGUGUAAAUAAAAUUGAAAAGACGGCAUUGGCCCUGCCUGGGGUGACUUAUGCUGCGGUCGCUUUAACAACAAAAAAGGGAAAAUUCAAAUUUGACCCUGAAACCACGGGACCGAGAGACAUAGCAGAUGCAAUCACAAAAUUAGGAUUUGACGCAGAACCCAUUGCUGCGUCAUCUCCAAGAGACCAUCUUGACCACUCUGAGGAUAUUCGAAAGUGGCGCAACGCAUUUUUAGUCUCGUUAAUUUUUGGCGGACCUUCGAUGGCUGUAAUGAUGUACUUUAUGAUGGCAAUGCCUGCCCACCACCACGGGACAGGUCUCCUUUUGCCGGGGCUCUCGUGGGAAAACUUAAUUCUCUUCCUGCUGGCCACGCCUGUUCAGAUCUUCGGUGGCUGGCCUUUCUACUCUCAAGCUUGGAAGGCCGUCAAGCACAGGUCGUCCAACAUGGACGUGCUCAUCGUGAUGGCCACCACCAUCUCGUACGUGUACUCGGUGGUCGUGCUGGCUGCCGCAAUGGCCCUGCAGCACACAACCAGCCCCAUGACCUUUUUUGAUACUCCGCCCAUGCUUUUUGUGUUUGUUUCACUCGGCCGAUGGCUGGAGCACAUUGCAAAAGGCAAAACGUCAGAGGCCCUGUCCAAGCUCCUCUCCCUGAAGCCGACGGAAGCCCUGCUCGUCACUGUGGGACCUGAUUUUGAAGUGAUGUCUGAGAAGACCAUCUGUGCUGACCUUGUGCAGAGAGGGGACAUUCUGAAAGUCCUCCCCGGUGCAAAGGUUCCUGUUGAUGGACGAGUGAUAAACGGCCAUUCGAGUUGUGACGAAGCACUGAUUACUGGCGAAUCCAUGCCAGUCCCCAAACACACAGGCUCUGUAGUGAUAGGCGGUUCGAUCAACCAAAAUGGGUCUCUGCUCGUCAAAGCCACACACACCGGAGAGGCUACAACUCUGGCCCAAAUUGUGCGCUUGGUCGAAGAAGCACAAACUUCAAAAGCACCUAUUCAGCAGCUGGCUGAUAAAAUAGCUGGAUAUUUUGUUCCUUUUGUAGUGACGGUGUCUGUCACCACCUUGAUAGGGUGGAUUGUUGCUGGAUACAUUGACAUAAUGUAUCUACCUUUAUCUCUUGAAGCAAAGGAAGGACUGACGAGAGAUGAGAUUAUUUUGCAGUAUGCAUUCCAAUGUGCGCUCAGUGUUCUGGCCAUUGCGUGCCCUUGCGCCCUGGGCCUUGCAACCCCCACAGCUGUGAUGGUCGGAACCGGCGUCGGAGCCCAGAACGGAAUUCUUAUCAAGGGAGCCGAGCCGUUGGAAAACGCGCACAAAGUCAGAGCUGUAGUCUUUGACAAAACUGGCACAAUCACUUACGGCAAACCUAUGGUUGCCAAAAUCAACCUGUUCCUGAAAGAACACACCCUGAACCUGGCCCACGUUUUGGCUCUUCUCGGCACAUCAGAGGCCAGCAGUGAACAUCCAAUUGCGUCAGCUGUGGUGAAGUAUGUGAAGGAUGUUGUUGGACUGGAGGCACAUCCAGGCUCUGCGGAGAAUUUCCAAGCAGUGCCAGGUUGUGGCCUGAAGUGUACGGUUACAAAAAUUGAAACUCUUGUCGAGCUGGCAAAUAAAUCAGAGGGAGUUAUAAAUUUUCAUAACCAUACAAAGUCUGGAGGAAGCCAAAUUGAAAUAGCAGGGGUCAUGAUUGAAGAAGUGCCGUGGGAAAUUGGAGCCCCUGAGAAGACCGCCAAAGGGUUGCAGCAGCUACUUAACAUAGACGAUCACCCUACCCAGAUGCAGGGACCUUUUGAAGUUUUGGUGGGGAACAGAGAGUGGAUGAGGAGAAAUGCAGUGGAUGUUCCUAUGGAGGCUGACUUGAGGAUGGUUGAUGAAGAGGAAAAGGGAAAUACAGCCGUUCUCUUUGCAGUCAACGGGAGACUUGCUGCAAUGGUGAGUGUGGCUGACAGAGUCAAGCCUGAGGCACAUCUGGCUGUGUACACUUUGAAGAAAAUGGGUCUCGAGGUCAUUUUGCUUACUGGUGAUAACAGGAAAACGGCCGCAACUGUUGCUCGUGAAGCUGGUAUUACUAGAGUUUUCGCAGAAGUUCUUCCUUCUCACAAGGUGGCAAAAAUCCAGAAACUCCAAGAGCAAGGCAUGAGAGUGGCCAUGGUAGGAGACGGGGUCAACGACUCUCCUGCUCUUGCUCAAGCUGACGUCGGAAUUGCAAUUUCAUCGGGCACAGACGUAGCCGUCGAAGCUGCAGAUGUGGUGCUAAUGAGGAAUGACUUGCUGGAUGUCAUCGGCUGCCUAGAUUUGUCCAGGAAAACGGUGCGCCGCAUCAGGCUGAACUUUAUGUUUGCCAGCAUGUACAAUGUAAUUGGCAUUCCAAUUGCUGCGGGAGUUUUUAGCCCGUUUGGAUUUCUGCUGCAGCCGUGGAUGGCUUCAGCAGCCAUGGCCCUUAGUUCCGUCUCGGUUGUAGCGUCGUCGCUGUUAUUGAAAACGUACAAGAAACCAACAAGAGGUACUCUAACAACUCCAGAGUAUCAAGCUGCUGUGGCUAGAUCAAGAGAGUUGCCCGAAGACUCAAUUUCUCUUCACAGAGGAUUGGACGAUAAGGACAAGUCAACUUUGGCUUUUGCAAGGUCAACAAGCUCCACAAUUGGAAGACUUCUUGGUAGAGGAAGUCGAACUGAAGGAAAGGGUCGACUUUUGUCUGAAGAGGAUGACAGCCACGACCAGCUUCUUUCGCAAGCAGGAUCAUCGAUGGUGUGAUAUUAAGUAAGCAGGAUAUAUGUAUUUUUAUAUUAUAUAAUUGAUUAAACUUCGAAAAGAAAAGAAAAGAAAAAUU